Coregonus clupeaformis (lake whitefish) is the source of this 1531-nucleotide messenger RNA. Its product is annotated as translocon-associated protein subunit delta. The record is from RefSeq and is a predicted model, not a curated record. Lineage: Eukaryota; Metazoa; Chordata; Actinopteri; Salmoniformes; Salmonidae. Gene Ontology annotation, cellular component: endoplasmic reticulum; membrane; endomembrane system. Bases 151 to 654 code for a protein of 167 amino acids. The transcript is spliced from 6 exons.
ACACGUCAUUACAGCGCACCGGUCUGAAAGCUGAAGUAGACUUUUGUGGGGGGUUUUUUUUAAGGAAGACGUGGCUGUAAUAAUUGGUACAAUCUCGAAAUAACGCUCCACAAUUCUUAGUCGUGUUAAACACAUUUUGAGAAAUCAACCAUGAUGACCAGAAUAGCAGCGUUUCUUGCUCUUGUAUGCCUGUGCACGGGGGAGAGCUGUUCAGACCCUGUGAUUACCCCGUCUGCCUACACCACUUCUGAUGCCGUCAUCUCCUCUGAGUCUGUCUUCAUCGUAGAGCUCAGCCUGGCCUGUGCCAAUGGAGCCCAGAGUGUGGCUCUGUAUGCUGAUGUCAAUGGAAGGCAGUUCCCUGUGACUAGAGGCCAGGAUGUUGGCAAGUACCAGGUGUCCUGGAGCAUGCCCCAUAAACAGGCCAGCUCUGGUACGUACCAGGUCAAGUUCUUUGAUGAAGAGUCCUACAGCUCUCUACGCAAGGCCCAGAGGAACAACGAGGAUGUAGAAUCCAUCCAGCCUCUCUUCUCUGUCAAUGUAGAUCACAGGGGAGCGUGGAACGGCCCGUGGGUGCCUACUGAGGUUAUGGCUGCUCUCAUCGGCAUCCUGGUGUACUACCUGGCCUUCAGCGCUAAGAGCACCAUCCAGGCAUAAAGGACUACAAGUCCCACCGUUCUCUAAGCGCACCAUCCAGUCAUAAAGGACUACACGUCCCAAGGUUCUCUACAACUGUAUCUCUAAAAGAUUGUUGAAUGCUGGUGACUUUUCUAACCAUCCAACCUGAGCAUACCUGUGGCAGAACAACGGUAUGCCACCAUCCAUUUUGAGAUACGAAACUAGAACAAAUUGUUUUGUAGUUAUUUUUUAUUUUGAACGCAGACUGUCUGAUUCUUUUCGGUCAAUUCCUAGAAGAAGAUGCAAUUUCUGUUUUGUCAAUUUGUGCAAAAUAAAAUACAAUGUACACACCUCAAUCGAACCCAAUGUACCCCACUAACUGAGCACAGUAAUUUUGUGUUUAAAAGCAAAUCAAGGUUUUGAUAGCGAAAUGACUGUUUCUAUAGACCAAUGCUGACUUCCUUCCACAGCCUCAUGCUUAUUGCUUAUCUACCGGUGGACUUGACCUCUGAAAGACAAGAACAUCUGUCCAUCAGUUCAUGGUCUUUCUUGUAAAGGACUUUGGUAUUGUGUGAUAUCUGUGCUGAUACUAAACACUCUAAAAUGACUCGUUCUGUACGUACAAGGGUCUGAGUAGGACUGCUGAUCUAGGAUCAGGUCCCCUCGGUUUUAUUAAUUAUGAUCUGAAAGGCAAAACUGAUCCCAGAUCAGCAAUUAUACGCUGAGACACUUUGUGACAAUGAACCAUGGCGUUGCAGGAGUCUAAAGCCCCUGUGAACGUUUGUAGUGGCUGACUGGCUGUGUCUUACCUACGCGUAACUGUUGUUGCACUGGCUGGCUGAUGAGGCCAAAUGUUUCAGGAUUGGUGAUUAUUUGUUGCUCGUGGUCAAAUUAAUAAAUAAAUGGUUUGAUUUUG